This is a messenger RNA of Rhineura floridana, 2885 nucleotides long. RefSeq names its product ring finger protein 25 (gene RNF25). The record is from RefSeq and is a predicted model, not a curated record. Gene Ontology annotation, biological process: protein ubiquitination. Gene Ontology annotation, molecular function: ubiquitin protein ligase activity; protein binding. Lineage: Eukaryota; Metazoa; Chordata; Lepidosauria; Squamata; Rhineuridae. Gene Ontology annotation, cellular component: nucleus.
AACGGCGUCUCUCGGCCGUCGCCUAGCAACUUUCCGGCACCGGAAGAAGGCUAGGCCGAACGCUGAGUGGUUCCGUUUCUGGGCACUCAAGAUGGCGGCGGCCGGUGGGGAGGAACAGCAGGAGCCCAUGGUGGAUUGGGCUCUGCUUUCAGAGGUGGAAGUCUUGGAAUCCAUCUAUUUGGACGAACUACAUGUGUCUAAAGGAAAUGGCAGGUCUGUGCCCUGGGAAAUCUUCAUCACCCUACAUCCAGCAACUGCAGAGGACCAGGACUCUCAGUAUGUCUGCUUCACCCUUAUGCUGUCUGUGCCCCUUCAGUAUCCGAAUGAAGUGCCAAAGAUAGCCAUCCGGAAUCCUCGAGGGCUGUCAGAUGAACAAAUCCAGAAGAUUUCCCAGACACUACAGUGUAUUACUGAGGCCCGGCUGGGUACAGCUAUGCUAUAUGAGCUAAUAGAGAAGGGAAAGGAAAUUCUUACAGACAACAAUAUCCCUCAUGGGCAGUGUGUGAUUUGCUUGUAUGGCUUUCAGGAGAAUGAAGCUUUCACUAAGACACCGUGCUACCACUACUUUCACUCACGUUGCCUUGCCAGUUAUACAGAACAUAUGGAAGAAGAGAUUCGUGCAGAGAGAAAAGAAAUGCAGCCUUUGACACUUCUGCCCAAAGAGGAAGUUGAAGUGCAGUGCCCUGUGUGCCGGGAACCCCUGGUUUAUGACCUUGCAACGCUGCAAGCAGCACCCCCUCCACAGCAGCCAAUGGAGAUGUACCAACCUGACACACAGACACUGCAGCACAGAGAGCAACUGCGCCUGAUCUACCAGAGGCAGCAGGAGAAAGGAGGCAUCAUUGACCCUGAGGCAGAGAGAAAUCGCUACUUCAUCAGCCUGCAAAAGCCCCCAGAUGCCACUGAACAUGAACAUGUAGCCAUCUCGGAAAAUGUCCUGGGUGCUGAGAAGGAACUGCAGCCUUCAGCAGACUCAGAACAUACUCAAGAAAAUGCAAAGGUUGUUGUUCCAGUGAGGAAUGAGCCUGAAAAACCAGAGAGGCCAUCUGUUCCUUUCCAUCUCCAUAGCAAGAGAGAGAGGACUCGAGAGGAGAAGCCAUCUUUACAAGGCCCUGGCUGGCAAUUGCAGUACAAGUCACUGGAGACACCAGCAGAAACUUGCUGUCUCCUGACUCUUGAGGGAGAAUCCAGAGCCUUCAGCAGAAGACCUAACUGGAGGAAGGAAAGAGGGCAGCGGACCUGUGGGAGGUACAAUCAAGACUUCCCAAAAUCUUGCGGCAGAGAUGAAGUGUCUUCACGCAUGGAUAAAAAAGAGCUGCACAGCAGGGGCAUCUCACCAACCAAAGAGGGGACACAUUUGAGAGAAGAGAAAAAUGUUGUGAGGAAAUGGACACCAGAACAGAAAAGUCAAGCUCAAGACAGCAAGGAAGUAAACUUGGAGGUUUGCCAUAAUGAGCUCAGGGGGCCAGCCAAGAGGCAGGAUUGGUGUGGAAUGCAAGAUUACAGACAGUGGGAAAAGACCAAGGGCAGAGAACGUGGUUCGUAUCCUAAAAUGCCAAGAGGCCGAGGGCGCUCCAGAUUGCUCAAGGAGAGAACUGCAGGGCCAAGAGACUGAGGGUGGUUCCUAGCAGGAAGGAGCUGAGGCUUGAGGGGCCUUUUUCUAGAGGAGAACACUGCCAGUUUUGUUGUGCUGUCAACCAUUGGCCUUGAUCUUAAGGAAAAGCAGAGCUGUCUUGAAAUUUUGCACUGAGCAUGGGCGGUUUUUGUCUUGCAGAGUAGAGGAGUAUACUGUCCUUGAAGAUGAGAAUACUACCUAGGGACUGUAUUGUUCUCUGCAGUUAUUUACUAAAUGGUAACUAAACACUAGUGGCCAUGGGUAAAUUGUGGACUCUUACAGCAAAUCACGGUUGCAGAGGGGCAUGUGAGGCUGAAUCACUUAACUAAACGGCAAGCUUGAAAAAUAAUUAUUAAAUAACACUGUUUUUAAAAUGAGUUACUAAAAAUAACAGAAGGACCACGAGCAAGUACAGGUCUCCCUAUUUACUGGCCACAGUUAUGGAUAGGACUUGCCAUUAAUAGCAUCACCAUUGCUAGAUGUGUCAUGAUGAUGGCAACUGUAUCUGUAAAAAAUGUGGACUUGAGUCAGUAUUGGCUUGGCAACUAUAUAUCAACAGACAAUCUUUUGAGCUCCAUAAACUGUGGUCAGACUGCAAGGUGGUGCGUCGGCCACUGCCUCAUUGUAAUGGGUUAAUAUUCACUAGCAGUUGGCCUUGAACUGUGAACACUGAGCAUAUCCAUUAUAAAUGGCCCUUAAUUUCCAGGGAGAGCAACUCCUUAGUCACCCAGUAGCUGGAUUUGCAGAUAGACUUAGCAUCAAACCUUUCAGCUCCAGGUGCCAGCACACUCAGACUCUUAGAAGCUGCAGAGAUAGCACUGAGGCUAUUCUUUUUGCCCGUUAUCACAACUGUGAUAUCCAGCAGUGAUCUGCUUCCUACAAUCCCUUCCAAGGUUUGAUUGUCAGUUUAUGAUGUUUUGGAUCCUGUCAUCUUUGGUUCAAGUUAACUCUGGCUCUUUUUGGGGUGGGAGGAAUCAUGCUCAACUGCCUUAUUUUUUUUUCUUUUAACUUUGCAGCUGUAUUUCUGUAUUUACCCACACUGUUUGAAAGCUGUUCUAUUCUCUGCUAGAGAGGAUGAUACCAGUGUACAACUCAUUCUAAGGCUUCACAGUCUCUGUCAUAGCACAUACAUGCAUGCCCAUACACCAGUUUGAGCAGUUCCACCCAUGAAAGGAUUGAUGUGAGAUUGACUUACCUCCCAGGACUGUGGUGAGGUGGAACUUGUGGUGAUGUGAUGCAAAACAUGAGUAUUAAAAGCAAAAGUAGACCA